Molecule: messenger RNA, 964 nt
Organism: Lytechinus variegatus (green sea urchin)
Lineage: Eukaryota; Metazoa; Echinodermata; Echinoidea; Temnopleuroida; Toxopneustidae
Exons: 6
Coding region: 168-854 (228 amino acids)
Source: RefSeq, a predicted model, not a curated record
UUUAACAUGUUUGGAUCGAGCGUAACAGAUAUAUCAUUUUGGUGAAAUAUAUCUGCCCUGUUUAGAAAUUACUUUACCAUCGACAGCGGAACAUCUGUGUUGAUGAUUGUCUCACUUGAAGAAUAUAUAUAUAUAUAUUUUUUUAAUCGUCCAUAAUUUCAGUCUAAAUGAUCCCAAGUAUGUCUCUGGCAAUAACUAUUUUCUUCAUGCUCUUUGCUCAUGUUGCUGGGAACGAUGGCAUACCCGACUCUGGACCCGACCCUACCAAAUAUUGCUUACCGCGUGAAUACAGAUCCACUCAAGUUGGUUUUGAAGCCAUCAUGAUGGGAGAGAAGCCUGUAGGGAGCAAACAUCGUAUCUUCUCUGCUGUGGACUUUGUCCAUGAAAAGUUCUACACCAACAAAACACUAACGAUUCUCGACGCAAGUGGACAACCGAGAGUGGAGGAAAGGCAAGAUAUCAUCGACAAAGCAAAUAAUGCUCAUUACGUGAUAACCAAUGGAGAUUGUAAGAAAUACCCAGUCACCAAAGUUCCCGAAAGAUGUUUGAAUGACAAAAUGAAGUACACAGGUACAUGGGAUAUCACAGCAUACGGGCAACAUCCCGAUGACGGCCUACAAGCCGUGACGUUCACCGUGAACCUUGAACUGUCCGACAUGGGUAUGACUGAACAACGAGUGGUGACUUUCGUCCAGGAACCAAACCCAGAGUUUCAACCAUAUUCGUACCAUAUGCUCCGGGAAGAGAUAACUCUGGUGUCGAAAACAGGAUCGUCUGUGUUUAGCUCCUUCUUCGAUGGCUACGAACCACUGGACGAUGGAACAUAUUUCAAUGCUCCCCAAGACUGCUCAUAAAACGAUCAGACGGAUGACUCGAGAAGACAACUUUAAACGGACAUCCGGGGAUUUCCCAGCAAGGCAGUUCUUACUGGAUCAGUAUAUGAGGCUUAUAAACUAUAUCCAUG